AUGGAGAACAGUAAAACAAAUUACAAGGAAAAUGAAAAGGUUUUGGUAAAUGGAAUGAAUUUUGAGAUACGCCCAAACUGGAAGGAUAAUGACAUUAGUGAAAUUUACAAAUAUAAAUUACCUCCUGAAAAGCAAUUGGAAAAAAGAAUACAAAGGGUAUCUAAGAACUACCAUAAAGCAUCUUCAGAAUAUAGAAAUUACCUAGAGUCACUGAGAUCCGAUGAAAGAGUAUUUUGGAGUCUGUGUAGAAGUGUCUCACCUGUAAGAAGUAAAUCUAAAGAAAAAAGUAAAUCUAGGACUGUUUAUAAAGGUAAGAGUACAGAUGAUUCAAAUAUACAUACAAAAAGUAGUAAAGGUUCAGAUAAUACCAAAUAUCAAACAAAUCAUGAAGCUGGAUCUGGGAUAAAUUUCAGAGGUAGAAGUAAGAGAAUCUACAGUUCAGAAACCAGAAAUGCUUGUUCUCUUCCUCCAAAUUUAGAACAGAAACAAAAAAUUACUUCCAAUGGAAAUUUGGAAACUACUCAAGAUAGAGAAAAUAAUGGAGAAAUAGAUUUAUAUUUAACUUAUGUGAGGUUACAAUCUUGUAUUGAAAAGUAUUCAAGGCAAUUAUACAAUUUAUGUAAAAUGAUGGAUUUGGAUUCGGAAGAUGAGUUCUAUGAAGAUGCAUAUUUCGAAGAAAUUAGCUAUGGAAUUCCUGAUAGAGUUAUCAAAAAUACCCAAGUAGAAGACAAAAAGGGACAUACAGAGAUUUCUGCCAGUUUUGUUAAGACUGAGGAAAAUACAUUGGAGAAUAAGUCCAACACUCAACCUCAAAUUUCAAAUGAAACAAUUAAUGAAACAGCUUCUAAAUGGUCAACAAGACUUAGAGCUAACCAGAAUUCAAGUUGUUCUCCAGGCUUUGAUGCCAAUAAUAAUCCUAUCAGCCCUUCAAUGAAACUCUCUAAAGCCACGCGUUCAAGAUUAUCUCUUAAAGAAAAGAUUUCUAAUAUGAAUCUCUCUGAAAUAAAUAUUAAAAAACAAAUUCACAUUAGCAAUAAUUACAAAGACAAAAAUAUAGAUCCAAUUUUAAAUGCCGAGGAUCAGCCCAUUGCUAAUGUAAUAAUUACGCAAAAUGCUCACAUAUCAAAACAGCCGUUUUCUUCUCUGUUUAAUAUGUAG
Cryptosporidium ubiquitum is the source of this 1158-nucleotide messenger RNA. RefSeq lists its product as uncharacterized. Lineage: Eukaryota; Apicomplexa; Conoidasida; Eucoccidiorida; Cryptosporidiidae. The record is from RefSeq and is a predicted model, not a curated record. The coding region runs from base 1 to 1158 and encodes 385 amino acids. The transcript is spliced from 2 exons.